GUGCAAGGCUUUGCGGUUAAGUGUGUAUCGUGAAAGAAUUCUGGAAUGCUGGCAGCCGUUGUUUACAUGUGACGGGUGUUGUGCAUUGCGUAUUGUGUAUUUCUACGUGCUAGUUGUGUGGGAUGCUUGUGUACAGUAGCCGUUGAUCUCACUUGCAUAACUUGUACGAAAAUCAGUGUCAUGGCAAAUACAUCUAGAAAUUACGUGCGAGAUGAUAUGAAUAGUAUAUUGUCGCCCGGUAUAACACCUUGCCCUUCCGGGAACCAACCUGGCCGCAGCGGGAAAUGGUACAGAAAAGCAGAACACAGGAUAUUCGUGAAUCGGAGUCUCCAUUUGGAGAACAUAAAGUUCUAUGGAUUUGACAUGGAUUAUACAUUGGCUGAGUACAAAUCUCCACAGUAUGAGAGAUUAGGAUUUAAUUUAGUAAAAGAACGACUUGUCUCUCUUGGAUAUCCUCAAGAAAUACGAGAGUUUGUCUAUGAUCCAUCUUUCCCCAUAAGAGGACUUUGGUUUGAUACACUUUAUGGGAAUCUUCUAAAAGUUGAUGCAUAUGGGAACAUAUUGGUUUGUGUUCAUGGAUUUAAUUUCCUGAAACAUUCCCAGGUGUAUGAACUCUACCCAAAUAAAUUCCUUCAACUGGAUGAAUCUCGUGUGUAUGUACUCAACACAUUGUUUAAUCUUCCUGAAACGUAUUUGCUGGCAUGCCUAAUUGAUUUUUUCACAAAUUCACCACAGUACACAAGUGAGACAACUGGUGUGAAGGCGGGUGAUCUGUUCAUGUCCUACAAAUCAAUGUUCCAAGAUAUUCGUAAUGCAGUUGAUUGGGUGCAUUUACAGGGAGAUUUAAAAUCUGAGACUAUUAAAAACUUAGAUGAAUACGUGAAAAAAGAUGAAAGGCUGCCCAUGUUCCUCACAAGGAUACGAGAGAGUGGAGCAAAAGUGUUCCUUCUCACUAACAGUGACUACUGUUUUACAGACAAGAUAAUGAAACAUCUGUUCGAUUUCCCUCAUGGAGCAAGACCAGACGAACCCCACAGAGACUGGAAGACCUAUUUUGACACCAUAGUGGUAGAUGCCCGAAAACCUUUAUUUUUUGGUGAAGGCACAAUUCUUCGACAGGUGGACACUGUCACUGGAGCCCUGAAGAUAGGCUCCCAUGUGGGGCCUCUGCAGCAGGGACAAGUUUAUUCUGGAGGCAACUGUGAUGUGUUCACAGAACUUCUUGGUGCAAAAGGCAAAGAUGUGCUAUACAUAGGAGAUCACAUAUUUGGUGAUAUUCUGAAGUCAAAAAAGAUUCGCGGGUGGCGAACAUUUCUUAUUGUUCCAGAAUUAGUCCAGGAACUCCAUGUAUGGACGGACAAAUGUCAGCUUUUUGCUGAACUGCAGGCACUAGAUGUUAUGCUAGGAGAAAUGUACAAGAAUCUAGACAGCAGUACAAAAGAGAAACCAGAUAUAUCAAAAAUACGGCUUGCUAUUCGAGAUGUAACACAUAAGAUGGACCUGGCUUAUGGAAUGAUGGGCAGCGUUUUUCGCAGUGGAUCAAGACAGACUUUUUUCUCUUCUCAAGUUGUGCGAUAUGCUGAUUUGUAUGCAGCUACUUUCCUCAACCUUAUCUACUACCCUUUCAGUUACAUGUUCCGAGCACCAGCAAUGUUGAUGCCCCAUGAAUCAACAGUUGCACACGAACAAAGAUUCGUAAUGGAGAGUCCCAUGAUUUCUCGUUCUCGAACUUUCUCUGUAAUUGAGGAUGAAGAAAACUCAGAGAAGCAUCAGAAGUUUAUGGAACGGCCGCAAGGUCAGUUACCACAUCCAAGGCCAGAAACUCCUCGAAGUGUAACACACAAUCAUGAUGAAGACUACUCAGAUGAGGAAACUGACAGCAAGUCAUCAGAAGAAAAGGCUGGUUGAAAGUCGUAUUUUUGAGGCUGAUUUUUUUUUUUUAAGGCAUGCUCAAACAUGUGGCUACCUUCUCACUGAAGACACUGAGUUUGAUAUGUACUGACAUUAAAAGAACAGACUCUGACUCUGUGUUGAACUGUGGUAGCUAAUUGUGCAUAUGAGUGUAUAUUAAGGGAAUGUGAAUGACAGAUUUGUCUGUUUAAAUGGUGCUGAAUGUAAAUGACUGAAAUAUCUGACUUCAAAUACAUGAUGAGUAAGAGAUUUAAAACUUAGUGCCCAUAAACGUUUUUAUUAAUUCAUAAAUGUUUUCAUAUCUCAGACUUGAGUUGAAAUUUAAAGCAUUUUCCUGAAACCCAAGUCAUUCCUUACAUUUCAUUUGACACUUUCUAUUUGUUUUUGAUACAUAUAAUGCAAAAGAAAUAGAUAUUUGUAAAUUGGCAUAUAGGUUAAUUAAACGCAUAAAUAUUCAGUAUGAACAGCAAAUAUGUUAAACUGCAUUAAAUUGGGAUUCCGUUACUUUCACAUAGUUUAUUGCAUUUAUUUUCAAAGAGCAGUAUCUGCUGCUAAACAUAGCUUAUGAAGAAAGUUACUUCUUUCUUCAAGUGUGCUAUAGGGAAAAACCUUUUGUUUUCUUUGCAUUCCUGAAUUUGAUUCCACCGCAUCAUUUUGGAGUUGACUGUGUUACUGCCAAAUUACAGCUUUAAUAUUUGCAUAGAUUUAUUUGUUUGCAUUAAGUCAUCACUACUGUUUUCUUUUAUGUUUUUAAUUAACUGGAGCACAAUAAAGAACAUAUAUUCUGUA
Messenger RNA from Schistocerca serialis cubense, 2700 nucleotides. RefSeq names its product cytosolic purine 5'-nucleotidase (gene Nt5b). The transcript has 12 exons. Lineage: Eukaryota; Metazoa; Arthropoda; Insecta; Orthoptera; Acrididae. The record is from RefSeq and is a predicted model, not a curated record. Gene Ontology annotation, molecular function: 5'-nucleotidase activity. The coding region runs from base 181 to 1908 and encodes 575 amino acids.